AUGGUAGAGUUCUUGCAAAGCUCGGUUGGGAUCGUGCACAAGAACCACGCCGAGAGCAUAACAACGUAUAUCAAGGAGAGUGUGGAUGAGGAGCUGAAGGAAACACCCACUCGAAAGAAGAGAAUCACAUUGUGCGUUGAGGGAAAUAUCAGUGUCGGGAAAAGCACGUUCUUGCAGAGAAUAGCCAAUGAAACCCUUGAGCUUAGAGACCUUGUGGAGAUUGUUCCCGAACCAAUCGACAAGUGGCAGAAUGUGGGCCCGGACCGCUUAAACAUAUUAGAUGCAUUUUAUGCCGAGCCUGAGAGAUAUGCCUAUACAUUCCAGAACUACGUGUUUGUUACAAGGGUCAUGCAGGAGAGAGAAUCAUCAGCUGGCAUUAAGCCCCUCAGACUAAUGGAAAGGAGUAUAUUCAGUGAUAGGAUGGUAUUUGUUAGAGCUGUCCAUGAGGCAAAGUGGAUGAAUGAGAUGGAAAUUAGUAUCUAUGAUUCAUGGUUUGAUCCCGUUGUUUCAAGUUUGCCUGGUCUUAUUCCUGAUGGGUUUAUCUACCUGAGAGCAAGCCCCGACACUUGCCACAAGCGUAUGAUGAUGCGUAAGAGGACAGAAGAAGGUGGGGUCUCCCUUGAUUAUCUGCAAGGCUUGCAUGAGAAGCAUGAAAGUUGGCUUUUCCCAUUCCAAAGUGGAAAUCAUGGAAUCUUGUCCGUGAAUAAACUACCCAAAGAUGUGGAUUGGUCAUUGAUUCCUAAUAUUAAAGACCGUGUGUUUUAUUUGGAAGGUGAUCAUAUGCACUCAAGCAUUCAGAAGGUUCCCGCUUUGGUUCUUGACUGUGAACCUGACAUUGAUUUUAACAGGGACAUAGAAGCGAAGCAGGAGUAUGCUCGGCAAAUUGCAGAGUUCUUUGAGUUUGUGAAGAAGAUGAAAGAAGUUUCCGAUGCAAAAAGUGGAGACGAGGCAGGAAAGGGCAAGCAGGGUCCAUUAUUUCUACCACAUCAUGGAAAUCUAUGGAUGCCCGGUACGCAGCCGUUUCCAGAUUCGGCCCUCAAACCACUGGAUUUCAGACAAUCCAUGUCGGUUAUGUCUUCAUAG
Striga hermonthica is the source of this 1083-nucleotide messenger RNA. Lineage: Eukaryota; Viridiplantae; Streptophyta; Magnoliopsida; Lamiales; Orobanchaceae. The record is from the annotation of a GenBank genome assembly.